CAGUGGCAUGAUCAUAUUUCACUGUGGCUUCAACCACCUGGGCUCAAGUGAUCCUCCCACCACAGCCUCCCCAGUACCUGGGAUUGAAGUAUCAUAGGAAGAACUAUGACCUAAGAAAAAAAAAGUGGGACCCGUGUAGAUUAUCUGCUCAAUGUUACGGUCAAAUGACUACUGUUGUAAAAAACAAAAUCCAUAAAUCAAGAAAGUGGAGCGGGGGGAAGGAGCAGCACCAAAUCCAAGAUGGCGGCCAGCAGGAGGCUGAUGAAGGAGCUUGAAGAAAUCCGCAAAUGUGGGAUGAAAAACUUCCGUAACAUCCAGGUUGAUGAAGCUAAUUUAUUGACUUGGCAAGGGCUUAUUGUUCCUGACAACCCUCCAUAUGAUAAGGGGGCCUUCAGAAUCGAAAUCAACUUUCCAGCAGAGUACCCAUUCAAACCACCGAAGAUCACAUUUAAAACAAAGAUCUAUCACCCGAACAUCGACGAAAAGGGGCAGGUCUGUCUGCCAGUAAUUAGCGCUGAAAACUGGAAGCCAGCAACCAAAACCGACCAAGUAAUCCAGUCCCUCAUAGCACUGGUGAAUGACCCCCAGCCCGAGCACCCGCUUCGGGCUGACCUAGCUGAAGAAUACUCUAAGGACCGUAAAAAAUUCUGUAAGAAUGCUGAAGAGUUUACAAAGAAAUAUGGGGAAAAGCGACCUGUGGACUAAAAUCUGCCACGAUUGGUUCCAGCAAGUGUGAGCAGAGGCCCCGUGCAGUGCAUUCAGAUACCCCGCAAAGCAGGACUCUGUGGAAAUUGACACGUGCCACCGCCUGGCGUUCGCUUGUGGCAGUUACUAACUUUCUACAGUUUUCUUAAUCAAAAGUGGUCUAGGUAACCUGUAAAGAAAGGAUUAAAAAUUUAAGAUGUUCUAA
Messenger RNA from Piliocolobus tephrosceles (Ugandan red Colobus), 910 nucleotides. Its product is annotated as ubiquitin-conjugating enzyme E2 L3. NCBI's taxonomy places the organism in Eukaryota, Metazoa, Chordata, Mammalia, Primates, Cercopithecidae. The coding region runs from base 241 to 705 and encodes 154 amino acids. The transcript has a single exon. The record is from RefSeq and is a predicted model, not a curated record.